AUGCCUCCAUUGGGCCAUCGGAGCCCUCCCCUCCCACCUAACCUUGUUGCCCAAUCCGCCUGCCACGGUCCUUCAUCUCUGGCGGUAGAUCCGUUCAGAUCCGUGCUUGAUACUGCUUGUGAGGAUCUCAGGCAGCACUUCCCAAGCACGUCGGAUGUUUCCCCCCAGGUUUCUGGGGAAUAUACUGUGAGCUUCGAUCAGCCUGUCCCUGUGCCAGAUUUUGUGGCCGAUAACCCAUGCUCUGUAGUGCCACAGCCGAUGUCUGAUGGAACCCAACCCCACGCAGACUCGCUGAUCCUAGAGAAGGGCGCCGACGCGGACCAGACGAAAUCAGAGCCUCUACGCCGGCACAGCAGACACCGGCGGUCGAAUCGUGCUGUAGCCACGACAAGGAACGACCGAGACGAACACACAGCGAUCAUCAGGCAAGAUCUGGACCUGCCAUGUCAGCUGAGUGCACUGACCAACGGCAUGCAACACAUCCCGGUUAGAGACAUGUACGCCUGGGUACAUCGUCCCGUCGAGACACGCCGCCAGGAGGCUCUACAACGGCAUGGCAGGAUUUCACGCCCGAUGAAUUCAUUCAUGCUGUACCGGCUGGCGUAUAGUGAUCAAGCGAAGCAUUUGCUUGCACAGAACGAUCAUCAGGCCAUAUCCAUCCUCACCGGACGGAGCGGGAAAACGAAAACCUCCCAUAUCCGUAAGCAGUACAAGACGCUCGCAGUGACGGAGAAACAUAAGCAUGCUGGAGCGCACCCGGGAUAUCAGUUCUCGCCGUCAACCAAGAAGAAACGAUCGCAGAACGCAGGAGCCCGUUCUCAGAAAUUGGUGUUGCGCUCGGAGGCGUUCCCCAAAGUCAGCCGAAGCUCUCAGCCUCACGCUGGGUCUACUUCGUUGAACAAUGACCGCGUCAAUGAGGAGACCCUCAUCCAAAGCAUUCCAUCGAAUCCCGCUGGUUUUGGAUCAUUGCAAAGUGCCGCCUCGGUGUGGUGGCGGGAGAUAAUCUACUCUCAGAUGACCUCUGCUGAGCAAGUCUCCGCAGGCACCCAACCUUGUUUCCCUGUCGUCACGGGGCAACCGGGGAUACCGAACUCUGCUUGCUUUGUUCCCCAGUCCGGAUGCCCUGGGCUCGAAGCUGUCAACAGCCAACCAUUAUGGACACAAUAUCCCGACUAG
Aspergillus welwitschiae is the source of this 1176-nucleotide messenger RNA. Its product is annotated as HMG-box domain-containing protein. Gene Ontology annotation, biological process: regulation of transcription by RNA polymerase II. The coding region runs from base 1 to 1176 and encodes 391 amino acids. Gene Ontology annotation, molecular function: RNA polymerase II cis-regulatory region sequence-specific DNA binding; DNA-binding transcription factor activity, RNA polymerase II-specific. The transcript is spliced from 6 exons. The record is from RefSeq and is a predicted model, not a curated record. Lineage: Eukaryota; Fungi; Ascomycota; Eurotiomycetes; Eurotiales; Aspergillaceae. Gene Ontology annotation, cellular component: nucleus.